Messenger RNA from Carlito syrichta (Philippine tarsier), 2384 nucleotides. It is a transcript of the gene PGGT1B, whose product is annotated as protein geranylgeranyltransferase type I subunit beta. Gene Ontology annotation, molecular function: CAAX-protein geranylgeranyltransferase activity. The record is from RefSeq and is a predicted model, not a curated record. Bases 30 to 1163 code for a protein of 377 amino acids. Lineage: Eukaryota; Metazoa; Chordata; Mammalia; Primates; Tarsiidae. Gene Ontology annotation, biological process: protein geranylgeranylation. The transcript is spliced from 9 exons. Gene Ontology annotation, cellular component: CAAX-protein geranylgeranyltransferase complex.
GUCGCGCCGAACGUCGCUUCCGGAGCAGCAUGGCGGCCACUGAGGACGAGAGGCUGGUAGGGAGCGUUGAGGGAGAGCGGCUGGAUUUUCUGCGGGACCGGCACGUGCGGUUCUUCCAGCGCUGCCUCCAGGUCUUGCCGGAGCGCUAUUCUUCGCUCGAGACCAGCAGGUUGACAAUUGCAUUUUUUGCACUCUCCGGACUGGAUAUGUUAGAUUCCUUAGAUGUGGUGAACAAAGAUGAUAUAAUAGAGUGGAUUUACUCCUUGCAGGUCCUUCCCACAGAAGACAGAUCAAACCUAAAUCGCUGUGGUUUUCGAGGCUCAUCAUACCUGGGUAUUCCAUUCAAUCCAUCAAAGAAUCCUGGAACAGCUCAUCCUUAUGAUAGUGGCCACAUAGCAAUGACCUACACUGGCCUUUCAUGCUUAGUUAUUCUUGGAGAUGACUUAAGCCGAGUGAAUAAAGAAGCUUGCUUAGCAGGCUUGAGAGCACUUCAGCUGGAAGAUGGGAGUUUUUGUGCGGUACCUGAAGGCAGUGAAAAUGACAUGAGAUUUGUGUACUGUGCUUCCUGUAUUUGCUAUAUGCUCAACAACUGGUCAGGCAUGGAUAUGAAAAAAGCCAUCACUUAUAUUAGAAGAAGUAUGUCCUAUGACAAUGGGCUGGCACAGGGAGCUGGACUUGAAUCUCAUGGAGGAUCUACUUUUUGUGGCAUUGCAUCACUAUGUUUGAUGGGUAAACUAGAAGAAGUUUUUUCAGAAAAAGAAUUGAACAGAAUAAAGAGGUGGUGUAUAAUGAGGCAACAAAAUGGUUAUCAUGGAAGACCCAAUAAGCCUGUAGACACCUGCUAUUCUUUUUGGGUGGGAGCAACUCUAAAGCUUCUGAAAAUUUUCCAAUAUACUAACUUUGAGAAAAAUAGAAAUUACAUCUUAUCAACUCAAGAUCGCCUCAUAGGAGGAUUUGCCAAAUGGCCAGACAGUCAUCCAGAUGCUUUGCAUGCAUACUUUGGGAUCUGUGGCCUGUCACUAAUGGAGGAAAGUGGAAUCUGUAAAGUUCAUCCUGCUCUGAAUGUAAGCACACGGACUUCUGAACGCCUUUUAGAUCUCCAUCAAAGCUGGAAAACUAAGGAUUCUAAACAGUGCUCAGAGAAUAUACAUAUUUCCACAUGACUGACUUUAGUUUGGGAGGGUGGGGGGAUUUGUAGCACAACUGUAGCUCAAGGUUAAAAGCCAUGUAUAACCAAGUGUGCUCUUUUUUUAAGAGGUAGUCUUACAAUCAAAUCUCAUACUGAUGUCACUUUGGGAUAUGGUCUUGAGCCCAUAACCUUUGUCCUGGGUUUCAAGAAAAUCUUUGUUGAAGUUUGAGCCACAACUCUGUCGUGGUUCUUAAAUGUUUAUACUGUAUUUCUAAGAUGUUCUUUGAGCAAAUUAACUGUAUGUAUGUAGGUUAUCUUUUUAAAAUUCUUCAGUACAAAUUAUAUCUUAUGAAAUGGACAUGAAUCUUUAAAACAAGUUUACACUUCAUAUAGCAUUGAUAAUCUUCAGGUUGAACACUUAGUGAUCAUUUUAAAAGCUUGACUGCUGAUGGUAGAAUAUUUGCUUUAAUGAAUUAAGAAUCUGGGAUUAUUUGAAAACAGAUAGAUUCCAUAAUUUUUUAAAGAAGAGUGACUUAUUUUAUUCUUAAGUAAAGUGUGCCAAUUAAACUUGUAUGGACUAUACAAAUGCAAUUAAUAACUUCAUAAUAAGAAUAAAUAGGCUUAACUAAUAUGGUUUUCUAAAGGGAGAUCGUUUUAAGAAGACUAUUAUGUAACAAAGAAAAGGAAUUUAACUGUAUGUAAUUGUGAAUGAGAAAGUUUUGUGCUGUGUGGGUCAUUUACUUACAUACUGCUUUGGUGAAUACAGUUAUAUUUGAUUUUAUUCUCAAAUCAUUAGUUGCCUUUUUUGCUUUCUGGAGAAAAAACAAUCUCUUUUGCCUAGAAGGAAAGACAUUUAGUGUUUUUAUUUUUCUGAGAUAUGUGAUACUGUAAAUUGUACUUUUUAUAACUGGGUUUUUUUUUUAGCCAUUUGGAUGUUUUUCUUUUUUUAGUUUGUUUCCCUUAGUGUAAGUGGUAGCUGCUCUAAUUUCAAACUAAUAAUUUUCUAAUUUUUUCAAAUUAAAUACAAAAACAGAACCACUCAAGUAAAUUCAGUGGUACAACUCUAUACAUGGUCAUUUAUAUUUUUAUAUUUUCAAGUGAGAGGGAAAUGUAACCAUUUAGAGGGUAAAAACUGCGGUUUGGUUUUGCUUGUUGUUUUGUUUUCUGACGUCUGUGAACUUACUAAUUAUAAAGGAGAUAGUAUAAAAACUUUUUAUUAGUAAUCAAUUUAUCAAUAAAUGAUAUUUAUCACUUG